AUGUUAAUAGAUGUUUUUUCUAGAUUUGAUGCUCACAGCUAUAACUUAAUUUGGUUGUCUAUGCCGCUAUGGUUGCUGUCUUCUAUAGUGCCAAUAACCGUGCUAUUUAGAGACGUGUACACUAAGGGUAGAAGUACGAGCUCUUUUCGGAGUUUGGUGCUAUCCUUUACUUAUUCGAUGAUUCGAUUGAACGGAAAGGGACUAAAGCUAUCUGGGUUUCCUCUAGUAAUAAGGGGUCUGUUCAUGAUAAUUCUGAUACUAAAUCUGUCUGGAAACUUUCCAUUCUUUUUCCCUGUCAGAGGGCAGUUUGUGUUCGGGUUCUCCUUUGCUUUGUCUAUUUGAACUUGUUUAGUUUUAUCUAGUCUUUUAUGCAGAUUUGAGCAGGGGUUGAUGAGUCUCGUUCCAACAGGUUGCCCGUUAAUCCUUGUGCCUUUUAUAGUAGUGGUUGAGCUAAUUAGUGGCAUACUUCGUCCUUUAACAUUAGUUUUACGUCUGACACUAAAUCUGGGAGCUGGUAAAGUAAUUCUAACUAUAUGCAGGAGAGAGUUAGUAGUUAGCUGGUUAAAUAGCAGAAGGUUGCUUACAGGAGUUGGGGGUAUUAAAGGGUUAAUAAUGGGCGGAGGUGUUUUUGGAGCCGCUGAAGUUGCAAUCGCGUGUAUUCAGUGUUAUAUUUUUUGUGUCUUAUUGUGUCUCUAUACGGAGGAUCAUAGAAGGUAG
This is a messenger RNA of Mytilus trossulus (common blue mussel), 717 nucleotides long. The record is from the annotation of a RefSeq genome assembly. NCBI's taxonomy places the organism in Eukaryota, Metazoa, Mollusca, Bivalvia, Mytilida, Mytilidae.